GCGCGGUGACGCCACGUCCUGUUAUGCGUCUGCGGGGCGGUGCGAAUGUAAAUACGCCAGUUUUCCAGGUCCAAACUUGGGCUGCUGCGUGGGAACUCCGACCCGUGCCGAAUUCCAGCCGCGCGCAAGAGUCAGGAACGCGGCUAUUCCAGGGAGCCUCUUCGUCCUGGGCCGAGGCGGUUUAGCCUCGCGGCAGGUGCCCAUGUUGGAAGAUGCCAGCGACUGCGUAUGGAAGAGUAGUUUACAAGAGCCCCUCGGAGUACCACUACUUGAAAGUCUGUCUAGAGUUUCAAGAACAUGAAGUUGAACUGAAUGUAGCACAGUUCAAACAGCUGCUUGUCUCAGCCCUGAAAGACCUGUUUGGGGAGGUUGGUGCCGCCCUACCUGUGGAUGUUCUCACCUAUGAUGAGAAGUCAUUGUCAGCCAUCUUGAGAAUAUGCAGCAGUGGUCUGGCCAAAUUGUGGAGUUCUUUGACCUUGUUUGGAGCCUAUAAAAGCAAGAAAUGUGCCUUCAGAGUGAUUCAGGUGUCUCCCUUUCUCCUUGCAUUAUCUGGCAAUAGCAGGGAACAAGUAUUGGAUUGAACACUCUUACAGUUCCAGAUACUUCCACUCUCCUCAGUGUUUUUGGGUGUCUACGUAAUUUGAAAACAGAAGCAAGCUAAAGCCCCUCCCUGUUGGUAACAUUUGGGGAUGCUGAAGAUGUGGAGUGGGCUUCAGAGGAGACUGUGGCAACAUCAUGUGGUACCAAAAGGGCAGUGUCUUCAGUAUGUGCACAUGAAAGUUGGGGACCGAGCAGAGCUCAGCAGAGCCUUCACACGGCAAGAUGUGGCUACCUUCUCAGAAUUGACAGGAGAUGCCAAUCCUUUGCAUUUAAGUGAAGAUUUCGCAAAACACUCCAAGUUUGGAAAGACAGUUGUGCAUGGGGUUUUGAUAAACGGGCUUAUUUCAGCUCUCCUGGGCACUAAAAUGCCAGGGCCAGGCUGUGUGUUUCUUUCCCAGGAAAUUAAAUUUCCCGCUCCUUUAUAUAUUGGAGAAAUGGUCUUAGCAUCUGCAGAAGUGAAAAGGUUGAAGCAGUCUGUUGCUGUUGUUGCAGUGUCCUGUUGUGUAGUAGAAAGUAAGAAGACAGUUAUGGAAGGCUGGGUUAAAGUUAUGGUCCCAGAAGCUCCUAGAUCCUGAAAUACAAAUUUAAAGUUAUACAUUCAAAAACCCGUGCUCUUAUUAUCAAAUGACAUCGGGGAGGUGGGCUGUUGCUCUUCCUGAUGGAGUGCUGGUACACCCAGAACUGAGUGUGGAAGGGGGAUUUCCAGAUUGGUGCAUGCUUUGUCCAGACUUAAAUAUGUGCAAGAUCUCAUCAUCUAUCAAGGUUGAAUUUUUAAUUGGAUUUUUUUUUCCCAAUUAAAAAAACAAUUGAGAGGGACUGGAGACAUGGCUUAUCAGUUAAGAUCACUGGCUGCUCUUCCAGAGUAUCUGGGUUCAAUUCCUAUUACCCACACAGCGGUUCACAACUGUACGUAUCUUCAGUCUCAGGUGAUCCAACACCAUCUUCUGGCCUGUGCCAAAACUACCUGCACAUGGUACACAGGCAUACAUGCAUACAUGCAAGCAAAAUGCAAAUACAAUAAUAAUAAAAUAAAAAUCUUUUUAAAUUGGGAAAACUAUCUUCAUAUUUUACCUUCAGAAUUUCAAAGUUAUAUUUGUAUUUGAUAACACCUAUGUCUGUCUGUGUUGAGGAAUUUUCUUGCUGAAUUUAUACCACCAUGUAUACUAACUGCAACAAUGCAAGUAGAGCCAUCCUUGGACACCUAAUUCUGAUACCCUUUCUCAGUGGCUUCUGGGUUAGGUUUAUAAUUCCUUACACCAAGAUACGCUCUUUUGUUGGAUGUGGUGGCAUUUGCCUUUAGUUCCCACUUAGGAGGCAGAGGCAGGCAGGGUUUAAAGCUGCCCUGUGGGCAUAGCAAGUUUCAGGACAGCCAGGGCUACAUAGAGAGACCCUGGCAAACCAAUAAAAACAAAACAUGACAUUUAGUUCAAA
Mus pahari (shrew mouse) is the source of this 2031-nucleotide messenger RNA. RefSeq names its product ribonuclease P/MRP subunit p14 (gene Rpp14). Gene Ontology annotation, cellular component: ribonuclease P complex. Lineage: Eukaryota; Metazoa; Chordata; Mammalia; Rodentia; Muridae. Gene Ontology annotation, biological process: tRNA 5'-leader removal. The transcript is spliced from 6 exons. The coding region runs from base 213 to 581 and encodes 122 amino acids. The record is from RefSeq and is a predicted model, not a curated record.